GUAUGGUACUGUUAUCAAAAGUAGUUAAGUCUUGUCGAAUAUAUCCGCCCUAUCUGACCAUACGGGAGAUAAGCGCAACUGUAUCUGGCUUCCGCAAGUAUAAAACUGAUACGGCUAACGCAGAAGUGAGUCGACAGUCUCAAGUUUGUGAUAACUGUAAGAAACCUCGGUACUCCUCAAGAGAGCCUUCAUUACGAAGAAUGAAAUUUAACUACCCAGUUGCAAGAAGAGAUGAAAGUGUAACAGAAGAAUACCACGGAAUAGAGAUAAGUGAUCCUUACCGAUGGCUUGAGGACCCAGAUUCAUCUGAAACAGCUAAAUUUGUUGAUGAACAAAAUGCUGUUACAAGACCCUAUCUUGAUAGUUGCCCAGUGAGAUCAGACAUCAACUCAAGACUUACAGAACUAUGGAACUAUCCAAAGUACUCAUGCCCAUAUAGACAUGGAGAGAGAUAUUUCUUCUAUAUGAAUACUGGACUGCAGAAUCAGAGUGUACUGUAUGUUCAAGAUUCAUUACACUCAGAACCUAGAGUGUUUUUAGACCCCAACACAUUAUCAGAAGAUGGAACAGUUGCAUUAUCUCGAACACGAUUUUCUGAAGAUGGAGAAACAUUAGCAUAUGGACUUAGUAGGAGUGGUUCUGACUGGAUUACAAUACAUUUCAAAGAUGUCAAAAGUGGCAAUGAAUACCCUGAAGUGUUAGAGAAAGUUAAGUUCUCACCAAUGACUUGGACUCACGAUAACAAAGGAAUAUUUUAUGGUCGAUAUCCGGACCAAGAGGGAAAAACUGAUGGUUCAGAAACAGUUAGCAACCAACAUCAGAAGCUCUAUUACCACCUCAUUGGAACUCCUCAGUCAGAAGAUGUGCUUGUAGUAGAAUUUCCUGAUGAACCAUUGUGGAGAAUUGGUGCUGAAGUGAGUGAUUGUGGGCAGUGGUUGAUUAUUACACCUCAGAAGGAUUGCAGAGAUAAUUUGUUAUUUUUCUGUGACCUCGACAUUUUGCCCAAUGGAAAAAUAUCUGGAAAGCUUCCACUGACCCAAGUUGUACAUAAAUUUGAAGCAGAUUAUGAGUAUGUUACAAAUGAAGGGCCAGAAUGUAUUUUUCGCACCAAUAAGGAUGCUCCAAAUUACCGUCUUGUGAAAAUAAAUUUCCUGGAUCCAGUGCAAGAGAAAUGGACAACACUGAUAAAGGAGCAUUCUAAAGAUGUUUUGGACUGGGCUAGUCCUGUAAAUCAAGACAAAUUAGCUGUUUGUUACAUCCAUGAUGUUAAGAGUGUACUACAAUUGCACGAUUUAAAUAAUGGUAGUUUGCUGAAAACAUUUCCCCUUGAUGUGGGCACUGUUACGGGUUAUUCGGGAAAGAAGAAACAUUCAGAGAUGUUUUACCAGUUUACGUCAUUUCUAACCCCUGGAAUUAUAUAUCACUGUGAUCUCACAAAGGAGGAACUAGAACCAUCUGUCUUUAGAGAGAUAAAAUUCCAGGGAUUUGAUCCCAGUCCAUAUGAAACUAAACAAGUAUUUUUUUCAAGCAAAGAUGGCACACAAGUUCCAAUGUUCAUCGUCCAUAAAAAGGGUCUAGUGCAAGAUGGAAGCAAUCCAUGUCUGCUAUAUGGUUAUGGAGGUUUUAAUGUCAGCAUUCAACCGACGUUUAGUGUUACAAGACUGGUGUUCAUUCAGCACUUUGGGGGUAUAUUGGCUGUAGCUAAUAUUAGAGGCGGAGGAGAAUAUGGGGAAGCUUGGCACAAUGCUGGUAGACUUUUCAACAAGCAGAAUGUGUUUGAUGAUUUCCAGUGUGCUGCUGAGUAUCUUAUAAAAGAAAAAUUCACAUCAAGUAACAAACUUACUAUUCAGGGUGGUUCUAAUGGAGGACUUUUAGUAGCAGCAUGUAUAAACCAAAGACCAGAGCUUUUUGGUGCAGCUAUAGCUCAAGUUGGUGUUCUUGAUAUGCUGAGAUUUCAUAAGUUCACAAUUGGUUAUGCGUGGGUGUCAGACUAUGGCAGUUCAGAUGACCAAAAACAUUUUGAAAAUCUGCUUAAAUUUUCACCUCUUCAUAAUGUGAAAGUUCCAGAUGGAGAUGGAACACAGUAUCCAGCCACUCUAUUGUUAACUGCCGAUCAUGAUGACAGAGUUGUUCCUCUCCACUCCCUGAAGUUCAUUGCAACACUACAUCAUGUUCUGCGAGAUGUGAAGAAACAGACAAACCCUUUGCUUAUACGUAUUGAAACAAAAGCAGGACAUGGAGGAGGAAAACCAACAGCCAAACUGAUAGAAGAAAGCACUGAUAUCUUAUGCUUCUUGGUACAAGCACUUGGACUUGAGUUUAAGAAAUGAAGAAUCUGUGGUUCAUCGGGAGAGUAUACUACUGAAAAUGAAGACUAUUUGGAAAGUCCUAUCUGCAGAAGAUCCUUGUGUACUUACAUGCAGAAUUAACCACCAUCACAUCUACCAAGGCCUAAGGAUUUCUGAGAAGCAUUUGAUUAUUGUGUGUGUGUGUGUGUGUGUGUGUGUGUGUGUGUGUGUGUGUGUGUGUGUGUGUGUUCAAUUCUGUUUGUCAUUGUAUGUAUGUACAGUGUCAUUAUUAAUUAUAUUUGACAUGCAAAUAUGCCUCAGAAGGAAAAAAGUUUUUGCCAUGCAUGUGAUGUAUGCUAUAUAUUGCAUUUUUUUUCUGUUGUAUGCUGUUUUUU
Messenger RNA from Schistocerca cancellata (South American locust), 2683 nucleotides. Its product is annotated as prolyl endopeptidase. The coding region runs from base 3 to 2330 and encodes 775 amino acids. Gene Ontology annotation, molecular function: serine-type endopeptidase activity; oligopeptidase activity. Gene Ontology annotation, biological process: proteolysis. The transcript is spliced from 15 exons. Gene Ontology annotation, cellular component: cytosol. NCBI's taxonomy places the organism in Eukaryota, Metazoa, Arthropoda, Insecta, Orthoptera, Acrididae. The record is from RefSeq and is a predicted model, not a curated record.